AUGUCAUUAGCUAUUCAUCAAGAUGAUGCAGAUAUUUUAUUAAAACAAAAGAAUAUAUUAAAUGAAGAUAAUUUAGAAAAAUAUAGAGUUGCUGGUCAAAUUACUCAAACUGGUUUACAAUAUCUUAUAUCAUUAAUUAAUAAUUCAUAUCAUUUAAAAACCACGGCCAAAAUUUCAGUACAAGAUUUAUGUUUAUUAAGUGACUCAUUCUUAUUUAAACUAUUGAAUAAACAAUAUGUUAAUAAAGUUAUUGAAAAAGGUAUAUCUCAUCCAACAACUAUAAAUGUAAAUGAAUUAAUUAAUGGAUUUGCACCUGAAAUUGAUGAUGAAAGAGAAUUUUAUUUUAAAGAAGGUGAUGUUGUAACAUUAAGUUUAGGUGUUCAAAUUGAUGGUUAUACUUCCCAAGUUUCACAUACUAUUGUAAUUUAUCCGACUGAAAAUAAUAAACCUACUGGUCCAUUAUUAGGUAAUAAUGCUGAUGCUAUAUGUGCUUGUCAUAUUGCAAUUGAAUCAGUAAUUGCAUUAUUAGGAUGUUCAUUAAAUCCUGAAAAAUUACCACAAAAUUUACAAUCAAGUAAAAUCACCGGUAGUUUAAUUAGAAAUUUAGUGGAUUCAAUAGCUGAUCAAUUCAAUUGUAUUGUAUUACCUGGGUCAAAAAUUAGAAGAAUUAGAAGAUUUUUAGCUGGUCAAGCUGAAGGUAUAGUUGCAGAACGUGAUUUUAAAGGUGUUGUAUGGGAUGAAUCACAUCAAGAAAUUAGAUUAUUAAAACAAGGAAAUACAACACAAGAUUUAAUUGUUUCUGAAAAACCACAAAGUACAAAUAAUUCAUCAGCUGUUCCUAAUGAUGAAUUUUUCAUCGAACCUGGUGAAGUAUAUCAAAUCGAUUUAAAAAUGUCAGGAUUAUCAAAUUUAAAUGAAAUUGGUAUAAUUACAACAGAUGAAAUUGAUCAAUUUUCAGGUAAAAAUAAUAAACAAGAUUUUAAUAGUAAGAGUUCAAUUUUCAUACGUGAUUUUGCAAUAACUCAUCAAUUAAAAUUGAAAACUGCAAGAAAAAUGUUGGGUGAAGUUGAUAAGAAAUUUUCAGUAUACCCAUUUAAAUUAGAUUAUAUUGGAAAUGAAUUAAUUGAUAAUGAAAAAUCACAACAAGAGAUUAAUGAACAGAUAGCUAAACUUAAACAAUCAAUGAAAUCAAAUAGAUUAGGGGCAUCAGAAUUAAUAAAUCGUCAUUUAAUAAAAUCAAAACCAAUUCAAAUUACAAAAUUUGUACCAUUAAAAGAAAUUUUAUUAACUUCAAACCCAACUGGAAAACAUGGAAUUGAUUUAAGUAAACCAGUAUUACCAGGGAUGGAAAUUCCAUUACCUAAUAUAGGUAUAUCAAGUAUAAAAUUAAAAUCAUUAUUAAAAACUGGUUUUAAUAUAAGUAAUGUUAGAGAAUCAACUACUAUAAUAAUAAAUAAUAACAACAAUAAUGAAGUUUUAAGAUUAAAUGGUGGUGAACAAACUGCGAAUAUAAAUUGGAUACAUUCAAAUUAUAAAUUAAAUCAAGAUUUACAAGACACUAUAAACUAUUUAAUACAAUUAACUAAAGAUAAAAGAUUUGGUAUUAAUUUAAAAACUAUAAAUCCAUAUAAAUUGAAACAACAAAAUGCAUCUGUUGAAUCAAUGCAAAUAGACUAG
Molecule: messenger RNA, 1677 nt
Organism: Insectozyma verbasci
Lineage: Eukaryota; Fungi; Ascomycota; Pichiomycetes; Serinales; Debaryomycetaceae
Source: the annotation of a GenBank genome assembly